GGUUACUUAACCCCAUCUGGUGCAGGUGGAGCAGACUCUGGUGUCCCAAUUCUCUUUCCCAUCCAUUUUUAUCCUCCCCCUAGAUAGCAGGACACCAAGGAGAGUCGCUGCUAUAGUGAACCUUCUAGGGUCAGGCGCACUGGGAGGAUGGAGACAUUACGGGCAUGUGACUGUCAGUAAAACGGGACAAAUGGAUGAGACCCGGGAGACCUACAGAGACCUAGACCCUGGGAAGAGGCGAGAGGUGAUGACUUAGAACGCACAACUCGGAAGUCAGGUGGACCGCACAACGCGGAAGUCAGCUGGAACGCACAACCAGGAUUUGUUUUGUUUUUUUACCAUUUUCCGGUCAAGGCAGAAGCAGUCGAGAGCAGAGGAGGCACAGCUAAUGUAACUGGGGAAUGGGAAUAGCGUCAGGUUGAGUCAUGAGGUCACAUGAAGGCGAAACGUGUAUUCAGGGGAGAGAGUCCAGUAUAGCUCCCCAUACUGAUUCCGAGAGGAUGGACAGGGGCAGGAGUCAUGUGACUGAGAGGAUAAUACUUCUCACCCUGGAGAUCAUCUACCUGCUGACUGGGGAGGAUUACACUGUAGUGAGGAAGACGUCCAGUGAGUCUGUAACAUGUAGCAGACGUCCCCAUGUGUCAGGAGCACUGUGCAUGGUGCCACCACCUCACUCACUGAUACAUGAGAGGCACAAUGACCAGAAAAUCCUGGAACUCACCAACAAGAUCAUUCAGCUGCUGACUGGAGAGGUUCCCAUAAGGUGUGAGGAUGUCACUGUCUAUUUCUCCAUGGAGGAGUGGGAGUAUAUAGAGGAACACAGGGGUCUGUACAAGGACAUGAUGAUGGAUGAUCACCAGCCCCUCACAUCACUGGAUGGCUCUGAGGAUACAGAAAUAUCUGGGGGAUCCUACACUCCUAUUUCUUCCCCAGAUUGUAUGACUGUGGAUCACAGUGUUCUUAUAGAUAUCCAGACUGCAAUAUCCUUAUCAGCAGAUGGACGGGAAAUGAUCAACUGCCCGGAUACUGUUAUUGAGAAACCAACUUCAUGUUAUGGAAAAAAUCUCACCAAUAUCUCUACACCCACAGAUCGUACACAGUAUACAUGUACUCAUAUUAAGGAGCAAUCAGUCUCAUGUGAUGGUGGAGACCUCACUGAUAAUUAUACUCCCACAGAUCAUACACAGUAUACAUCUACCCAUAUUAAGGAGGAACCGGUCUCAUGUGAUGGAGGAGACUUCACACACACUGAUAAUUAUACACCCACAUAUCAUACACAGUAUACAUCUACUCAUAAUAAGGAGGAACCAGUCUUAUGUAAUGGAGGAGACCUCACACAGACUGACAUGUAUACACCCCCAGAUCAUACACAGUAUACAUCUACUAAUAGUAAGGAGGAACCGGUCUCAUGUGAUGGAGGAGACCUCACACACACUGAUAAUUAUACUCCCACAUAUCAUACACAGUAUACAUCUACUAAUAGUAAGGAGGAACCGGUCUCAUGUAAUGGAGGAGACCUCACACACACUGAUAAUUAUACUCCCACAUAUCAUACACAGUAUACAUCUACUAAUAGUAAGGAGGAACCGGUCUCAUGUGAUGGAGGAGACCUCACACACACUGAUAAUUAUACUCCCACAUAUCAUACACAGUAUACAUCUACUCAUAUUAAGGAGGAACCAGUCUUAUGUAAUGGAGGAGACCUCACACAGACUGACAUGUAUACACCCCCAGAUCAUAUACAGUAUACAUCUACUAAUAGUGAGGAACCAGUCUUAUGUAAUGGAGGACACCUCACACACACUGAUAAGUAUACUCCCACAUAUCAUACACCAUAUACAUCUACUCAUAUUAAGGAGGAAUCAGCCUCAUGUGACGGAGAAGACCUCACACAGACUGACAUGUAUACAACCCCAGAUCAUACACAGUAUACAUCUACUCCUAGUAAGGAGAAACCAGCCUCAUGUGAUGGAGAAAACCUCACACACACUGAUAAUUAUACUCCAUACACUACUUCUCAUACUGUGGAACACAGUAAAACAAAUGUGACUUCUCAGUUAGUAGAGAAAUCCUUCUUAUGCCUUGAAUGUGGGAAGAGUUUUAAAUGUAACUCCCACCUGGCCAGCCACCAGAGGAUACACAUAGGAGAGAGGUCCUACCCGUGUGCCGAGUGUAGUAAAUGUUUCAUCAGUAACUCCGAUCUGGUCAUACAUCAGAGACUUCAUGCACGUGAUAAGCCCUAUUCAUGUUCUAUAUGUCGCAAGUGUUUUGACAGUGGCACCGAGCUUGCCGGCCAUCAGAGAACCCACAUGGGGGAGAAGCCCUAUUCCUGCUGUGAAUGCGGCAAAUGCUUUACCAGGAAAACGCAUCUCGUCGUCCACCAGAGGAGCCACACUGGAGAGAAGCCCUACACCUGCUCUCAGUGCGGCAAGUGCUUCAUCAGCAACUCUCACCUCCUCGGCCACCAGCGGAUUCACAGCGGCGAGAAACCUUACUCCUGUCCCGAGUGCAGGAAAUCCUUUAUUAGUAAGUCGCGGUUGAUGGAACAUCAAAGAACUCACACAGGGGAGAAACCAUACUCCUGCUGUGAAUGUGGCAAAUAUUUCAUCAGCAACUCUAACCUCUCCACACACCAGAGAAUUCACACGGGGGAGAAACCCUACUCUUGCUCGGAGUGCGGGAAGUGCUUUGGCCGGAAGUCCCAUCUGGUGAGACAUCAGUGGAUCCACACGGGAGAUAGACAGUGUGUUUGCUCUGAGUGUGAGAUGUCUUUCAGUAAUAGCCAGGAGCUUGCCGCACACCAGAGAAUGCAUGCAGGCGACAAGCCGCACUGUUGCGCUGACUGUGGGAAAAGCUUUGUUUCUUAUCCAAACCUUAUUAAACACCAUAGAAUGCACAUAUGGCAUAAAACAUACUCCGUCCCAAACACUUCAGCCAGCCCGGAGAUCAGCUCCACCUGCACGGUGGUGGAGCCCUCUACCUCCAAACGCAGCUCCGUCUCCUUCUCCAGCUCGAACUUGGUGGAGGGAACAUUGGAGGAGGAAUUUGGCCAGGAGCUCCCGGCCUCGGAUCCACCAGCAUCUGACUUCCUGAGGAUGGACAAGGACAAGAGCCACGUGACUGAGACGCUAAUAAAUAUCACCCUGGAGAUCAUCUACCUGCUGACUGGGGAGGACUACAUAGUAGUGAAGGCAUCCAGUGAGCGUGUGACACCCAGCAGCCAUCCCCGUGUGUCAGGAGGACUGAGCAGGACCCAGAGCCCCAUCCCGGUGCCUCUACCUCACUCACUGAUACAUGAGAGGCACAAUGACCAGAAGGUCCUGGAACUCACCAACAAGAUCAUUCAGCUGCUGACUGGAGAGGUUCCUUUAAGGUGUGAGGACAUCACUGUCUAUUUCUCCAUGGAGGAGUGGGAGUAUAUAGAGGGACACAGGGGUCUGUCCAAGGACGUGAUGAUGGAGAAUCACUGGCCCCUCACAUCACUGGGUCUUACCGAGGAUGCAAAGAUAUCUGGGGGAUCCCACAGCCCUGUUUCUUCCCCGGACUGUAUGACUGAGGAUCACAGUGUUGUCAUAGAUCUGCAGACUGCAAAAUCCUCAUCAGCAGACGGACAGGACAUGAUCAAUUUUCCGGAGAAUGUUACUGAGAAACCAACUUCAUGUCAGGAAAAACACCACGCUGACAUUUAUAGACCCACAGAUUAUACGCAGCAUAUGUCUAGUGAUAUUAAGGAGGAACCCAUCACAUGUGACGGGGAAGACCUUGCACACACUGAUAAUUAUACUCCCGCGUAUCAUACACCGUAUACAUCUACUCAUAGUAAGGAGGAACCCAUCUCAUGUGAUGGAGCAGACCUCACACACACUGAUAAUUAUACUCCCACAAUUCAUACACAGUAUACACCUACUCAUCUUAAGAAGGAACCAGCCUCAUGUAACAGAGGAGACCUCACACACACUGAUAAUUAUACUCCCACAGAUCAUACACAGUAUACAUCUACUCAUAGUAAGGAGGAAUCUGUCUCAUGUGACAGAGAGGACCUCACACACACUGAUAAUUAUACUCCCACAUAUCGUACACCGUAUACAUCUACUCAUCCUAAGGAGGAACCCAUCUCAUGUGAUGGAGAAGACCUCACACACACUGAUAAUUAUACUCCCACAGAUCAUACACAGUAUACAUCUACUCAUAGUAAGGAUGGAUCACCUUCAUGUGACAGAGAGGACCUCACACACACUGAUAAUUAUACUCCCACAUAUCGUACACCGUAUACAUCUACUCAUCCUAAGGAGGAACCCAUCUCAUGUGAUGGAGAAGACCUCACACACACUGAUAAUUAUACUCCCACAGAUCAUACACAGUAUACAUCUACUCAUAGUAAGGAUGGAUCACCUUCAUGUGACAGAGAGGACCUCACACACACUGAUAAUUAUACUCCCACGUAUCAUACCCCGUAUACAUCUACUCAUCCUAAGGAGGAACCCAUCUCAUGUGAUGGAGGAGACCUCACACACACUGACAAUUAUACACCCACAAUUCAUACACAGUAUAUAUCUACUCAUCUUAAGAAGGAACCCAUCUCAUUUGACGGAGGAGACCUCACACACACUGAUAAUUAUACUCCCACAGAUAAUACACAGUAUACAUCUACUCAUGUUAAGAAGGAAUCAGUCUCACGUGAUGAAGGAGACCUCACACACACUGACAUCUAUACACCCUUGUAUUAUAAAUUGGCACAGUACAGUAAUACUUUGGAACAGGAUGAGGUAGGUCAAAAUACACAGAAACAAAGUCAGACCUCGGAGGUAGAUUGUGCAGGGCAUGAUAGAAAGCUGUAUCAUCUGAAAACCUCCUUGAGCCACCAGAAGGUGCAGAGCACCAGCACUGGCUAUAGCAGCUGUGACAGUCAGUUUCCUUCUGCUGCUCAUCUCCUCCAGCUUCAUGAAAGUCGGAGACAAAACAAAUCGGUUCCAUUUCCAGAGUAUGGGAAACACUUUACCAGGGAGAACUUUUCCUUCUCUGUUUAUGGGAAUUGUUUUACCCAGCGAUCAAGACACAGCAGACCUCAGAGAGUUCAGGCAGGCGAGAAGCGCUACGUGUGCUCGGAAUGUGGCAAGUCUUUUAAAAGGAACUCCAACCUGGUGACGCACCGGCGAAUUCACACGGGGGAGAAGCCCUACUGCUGCUCGGUGUGCGGGAAGCGGUUCAUCAGCAAUUCGGACUGCGUCAUCCAUCAGAGGAUACACACUGGAGAGAAGCCCUACCCCUGCUCUCUCUGCGGGAGAUGUUUCGUCAGCAACUCCCACCGGAUAUCGCACCAGCGCAGUCACAUGGCGGAGAAGCCGCAUCCCUGCCUGCACUGCGGGAAACGCUUCAGGUGUAAAUCCGACCUUACCGCUCACCAGAGGCGGCACACCGGGGAAAAGCCGCAUCCCUGCUCUGAGUGCGACAAGUGUUUUACCAGCAAGUCCUCUCUUAUUAGACACCAGAGCGGUCACGACGAUAGUUCCCAUCAGCAGACUUGCAUUGGAGGAAGUGUUGUGUUAUAAUGACUAUUAAUUGUAAUGGUUUUACCCACUCAAAAAUGUUUUUAGUUCCAUGCCAUGUUCGCAUUCUUCCUAUCAGAAGAUAUUCCAAGCCACAUGGCUACUUCAAAGUAGGCCAGAUGGUUAUUUAAAAAUCUGCAUAAAUAUAUAUUUACGCCCUUCC
Pseudophryne corroboree (corroboree frog) is the source of this 5709-nucleotide messenger RNA. RefSeq lists its product as uncharacterized. NCBI's taxonomy places the organism in Eukaryota, Metazoa, Chordata, Amphibia, Anura, Myobatrachidae. Bases 426 to 5549 code for a protein of 1707 amino acids. The record is from RefSeq and is a predicted model, not a curated record. Gene Ontology annotation, biological process: regulation of DNA-templated transcription. The transcript is spliced from 12 exons.